ACGCUUCUGACUCUCAUGCCCACAAAAUAUCGCAAAUUUCAACCUGGGUCACUUAAACUCAACCCUAACUCAAAAACUUGCUAAAUUCUCCUUCAAAUCACCCUCUGAUAUGCCGGCGUCCACCACGAGUGUUAUUAUGUCAUCUACCUACUCUUAUACGCAAUAGUCUGGCCCUCGUCACAUCAAACAUCUCCCAGAGUGCCAAGGGGGGGAAGGGGAGAGAAGCGAGGCACUGCGGUGGGCGGUGUGGGCCAGUGUCGCUCCAGCUGUGUGAGUGGGAGGUUGUCUGCGCGCUGCUCCCUCCCCGACACACGUGGGACUCGGAUCCUUGUGAGGCCCCAGUUUGCCACAUUUACCAGUGACAGUGACGCCCCCGGGAAUACUGUGAAGGCUAGGCUACGGUGACGCACGAGACAGAGGACGGUCACGUGUCUCCUCGGCGUGGUGGGGUGUGUUACGUGUUUGUGACGGACUGUUUACUGAGGCGUCCAGCUGGUGGGCCUCUCGACGCCCCGCCCUUGGUCCAGGUGGCGUUUAUCGAAGCUAAAGAAAGGAGGAGCAUCUUCCAGCAACAGUCUACAGAAGCUCAGCCGAGCAUGUGUACCAAGAAGAGGUUUGCCGGGCCGCUCCAAGGCGGUCGUCAGGCGGCGUGAGGACGCGGGCGUAAGGAGUCAGACUUGAGAGCCUCCCAGUGAGUCAUGACCGCAGCGUGAUGGUGGGUGUGGCCGGUCCAUAAUAUGUAAUGAAGGUCCGUGGGUGGACGUGGGCCACGUCAUGGGCGGUGGUGGGCCUGUGGGCGUCUGUCACACUGCUGGUGGCCAUGGCUUCCCUCGCCGCUCUCUUCACUCCCACGUGGUUUGUGAGACACUCGCCUUCCCCGCCCGUCAUGUUCGGCGUGUGGGCGUGGUGCCGCGGCGGACUUAACGACCAGCGCUGCGCCGCCGUGGGUCAGGGGGUUGGGGACGCUGACGGGGCGCUGCCCUCGGCGGUGUGGGUGAUGGUGGGCGCCGUGUAUGGAGGCGGCGGCGCCCUGCUGGCCGUCACGGGCCUGGCUGCCCUCCUCACGCCCAUCCUGCCCACCACUCACGCCCGCGCCGCCCUCGCCCACGUCGCCGGCAACAUUCAAGCGGCCGCAGUGUCCCUGCAGGCGGUGGGACUCGUGCUGUACCCGCUGGGCCUGGGUUCGCCCUUCGCCCGCCUCCAGUGUGGUGACUCCGCCUCCGUGUACGCGUCUGGGAGCUGCGAGCUGGGCUACGCCUACAUGCUGGCCCUGGUGGCCACGGCCCUGGCGGCCUACUGCCCAGUGCUGGCCAGGCUCGUCACCUACAAGGAUUACACGGACUACUGGUCGAACCUUAACUAUAUGUGAUGUCCCUGUGUGCCCCGAGGAGACCUCGCGGGGCACAGUAAUGGUAACUCUCCUACUGAGGAAAAUGACGGAAAAUUCUAGCGCUUGCAGUGAGACCAGUGGAGGCCAGUGGCGAUGCAGGUGGCCUGAGGUGCUGAGUGAAGGGAGAUCGUAGUGGCCGCUGGCUGACGUGUGCCAGCCGUGUCUGGUGUGUGCCCGAGAACGAGUGUCGAGUGACAUCACCGUUGGUACUUUGUGGAGGUGCGGGAGACAAGACCCUUGAACACAAUCCGUUCUGUGUGUGGUGGCAGGCGUUCGUCACGUGACUGUAAAUAUAAGAGCAACAGUACGAUUCUGUGACUUUUACGAGCGUCUAUCAGCGUCGCGCCAGACAGUGUUGUGCCGCGGCCGCCACCACUCACGGCCGACCCCGCGCCGCCAGCUGUCACGUCUAGAUGUAUGCGAUAAUGCUGCGUUACGAGGGCGAGGUGUGCCGCACCUGGCCAGGCGGCAGGAUUUAUGUGGAAUGUGUGUGUGUCCAUGUUGACUCUUCAUUAAACGAACAGAUAAUAAAUCGAACGAAUAUUUACUAGGACGAAUAGGAUAAAGUUGACGAUGAUCAUCUAUCAUGUGAUGUGUCAAGUAAUUGUAACAUUUUUUUCAGGGUACACCGUGACUCCCGUCGUGUGUGAUUUGUUAGAUGCGCCGGUAUUUCUUCAACAAUAGUUGCUCGUGUUUGUGAAAGAAGGAUCAAAACUCCACUCAAGUCUAGUCACUGACUGAUGAAAACUCAAGUCGCUGGUCACACUACGGUCAAGGCAGCCUCAGAGGUCCACCUGAGUCCUCGUGUUAGUCCUCCACCACCGACGGCUGUCCGCCGCACCAACUUCUGACCGCCAGUAUUGAUUUACCGACGCCAUCCAACUUCCGACGUUCAUAUUCAACUAGACAGUGUUAGACUGUAUCUGACGCGGCUCUGCGGGAACAAUAGUGCCCUGAUUCGCUAAUGAAUAUCAAUUGUAAUCGCUGAAUGCGAGGGUGACGGCCAGACAUCAAUAUGUGUGACGGUCGCUCCCCGAACUCGGAGGACUCAGUGCAGUGUUAUGUUGAGAUGAGAGUCCUGGGCGUCAACUAUAAUUUUGGGAAUAUUUACUGAACCACGACGGACUUUGUACAGCAAUCAGAUCCUUGUUGUGUGCCGGCUGGGGACCGACUCAGUACUCUCGGCGACACGCUCUUGUCGCUGGUGACGGAGGACUUAGAAUAUCCAGAUGUAUAUUUCAUACAUACGGUAUAACGCUAUUACUUUAGAUAAUGUGUACUUUGCGAUUUUGACGCUGUACAAAGUUAUGUAAGGAGAAUAAGGCGUGAUGCGAGGCAGGGUUGACGGUGACGAUGAUGGUUGACACCGCACUUAACGCCGGAAAUAUUUUAAAGUAUCUUAAUGGUCUCCUGAUUCCCCCAUAUCGCCCCCGUCCACACGAAGGAAAAAAAGUCCCGUGUCUUGCAGGGCCAGCACGGCGCGGCGCCGGGGCGGCAGCAACGCCCCAGCCCUGAACCCCGCCGGGCGUCGCGUCGCGACUCCUGCCUUGAUUCGCUCACCCCUGCCGGGCGCUGGCUCAGACAAAUAGGGUCUCAUUAAGAGAUAAUUGAGGAAUUUGCAUGUUGAUUCUAUGGCGAAUUCAUCCUGAGCAUUCGAGCGUUUUCAGCAGCAACUCGACCAAGUGCAAGGGGCGGCGGGGUCCCCGCCUUGCCCCGGCACUGGUCCUUUGCAGCAACGAUUUGUCCUGAACGUCUGAGUCCCAAGAACUUGUUGUUUGCAGCACAAACACAGUUCCUUGAUUCUUAAUGAAGUUAGCACGUGUAGCUCACAGUCAUCUUCAUCGCACAAACAAGGAAGUUACGGUUGAUGGGAAAUGUAGAUAAACUUCAGCUGCUCGGCGUCUAUAGCGGAGGAACAUACUUAAUGAGCUUGAAGUGUCACCGACCUGUCCGCUCCGGCUCGUUGCUGCCUCACACCACCUGGUCUGUGGCUUCAGUACUCUGUGUAUAUAUAAUGGUGAGGCCGAGCGAGGCACUGCACCAGUCUUAGGGAACUGCUUCAAGCCAAAGAAUAUUUCCCCGUGACGAUGAGACAAACAUUCCUUUCAAAUAAACAAUUGUAAACAAAUAAAUAUUUGUAAAUACAUGUACGUAUAAACAUAUGGUCGUCGGCUUAAACAAGAAGGGAAAAAAAUGACGUUAUCUCCCGUGAGUCGUGUCGUGUGGCGAUACGAUCAGGGGAGUCGCGGGGCUGCCAGGGCCUUCACGCCGGGUGCCAGGAGUGCCAGGCCUCGAGUGCCGCGCGGGGACCAGCGGGGCAGCCUUGGCGUCCAUCAGCCACAGACAGGCAGGAAGAUGAAUAAUAAAGCACACCAUCAGAUCCUCCGUCGCUCUCGUCAUCAGCCAUUCUUGGUGAAGCGAAACUGUCCUGGAAUAUUUACCGUGACCCAUCCGAGGUUCAUUUUGUGUCCACGUGACUGCCUCUGCCUGCCUCGCUCCCCUCCCUUCCAUCCUCCUCCCUCCGCGAACGACGCACUCACACACAACACCGACCUCCGCCAUGUCGCGGCCACACACACUUACACAAUAUUCAUAGCGGCGAGCGUCACCACUGUUUGAUCCGCCAUCAUCCACACUUUCCCGCACGCCCCGGACCAGGCCACAUCUUUACACACUCCCUUACACCUUAGAUCCCCACUUCAGAGCCCUUCACCCUGUUCGACCCACUUCCGACACACACACACACACACACACACACACACACACACACACACACACACACACACACACACACACACACUGGCGGGAGAACAGGUAGAAUACUCCUGGAAUCCGCUCUUUGAAGUAUUAGAUAUAAAGAUAAAGGAUGUGCGUCUGCUGCUCAGGGGGUCCACUCAGCAGGGCGAGGAACACGUUGCUUUAAGCCGUCGAGGACCUGGGAACUUAAGCCAAAUACCCACUAGUCAUUAUCGCGGCGCUGGGACACCCUUUGUGGGCCGUCAGCCAGCGCCGUGAGCCAUGCAUCAAAAGAUUAGCCGACCAUGAACGACUUUUGGUAACCUCAGGAAGCCGUAGAGAAGGAGGCGAUAGCGUAGUGUGGACCGGCGUUGUCUGUGGAGAAUGAGAGUGUGCAGGCGGUGGUGAUCCAGUGAGAUUAUUCCCUAAAUAUCUCUAGUGUUAUCAUUAUUCAAAGAAAUGUUUAAUUGUAGGACACUUUAAUGAUCCAACGAUGCCAGAUUGUCGUACUUAGCGGCUUACAUUUCCCGACUUCCUACCCCCAAACGGUCUUCUGGGCCCCAAUAACGAAACUCUUUAGUUAUCGUUAAAAGAGUUAGAUCCUGAUGUCUCUUGGCAAUAGUUAGGCGUCAGAAACUGGUAAAUACUAUGCUCUGAGUACGAUAACCUGGCAACGGUGCUUUAAUCCCACUCUGGCUACACCCUCACUCUUCACCAGCCUCGGAUCUCUGGAUGGCUUUUGUAAGGAAGCUGUACUACAUAUCUUUUUUGUAAUACUCUCGUAGGUUAGUGAGGCAGUGUGCGCGUCAAGGCUGCUGGCACAUGAGCCCCUGAAGAGGAAACAACUAAUAAGAUAACUAUAUAUUAAUGUUUGGUCCGAGUGCUCUUUUCUGAGGUGUUGCCUGUAACAGCGAGUACUCGCUUAGACUAUAAGGAAAGAAUUUUAUAACCAAAUAUGAAAAUAAACUAUAGAAUCUGU
Messenger RNA from Eriocheir sinensis (Chinese mitten crab), 5105 nucleotides. RefSeq names its product LHFPL tetraspan subfamily member 7 protein-like. Bases 743 to 1369 code for a protein of 208 amino acids. The record is from RefSeq and is a predicted model, not a curated record. The transcript is spliced from 3 exons. Lineage: Eukaryota; Metazoa; Arthropoda; Malacostraca; Decapoda; Varunidae. Gene Ontology annotation, cellular component: membrane.